GUUGCUCUCCGCAGCACUUGCGCAUGCCUCCUCUCACCUCUCUCCGGUAGUAGAGCCUCUCCACGCCGCCGCUCCGUCAUCGUUAGCCGGCCUGUGAGUCUGGAGGCUCUCCGGUACCGAGACAAACCAACACCACCACCCUUCCUCCCCCCCUUUCUCUCCACCCUCCUCUUCCUCCUCUUCUGGCUCCGCUUCUGCUGCAGCGUCCAAGUUCAGGUGAGCCUCGUCCCCGGAACAACAAGUCCUCUCUCCGGCACCGGGAUGCUCGCUCGCUCCUUCCCGUUAAAUGUGAUGUUAUAAAUGGGCCGCGCAGGAUGUGAAGCCUCGCCAGAAGAAGCAGCAGGAUGGAGGCUAAACCCAGAUCGUGUGCGGCGGGGCUGCUGCUCCUGCUGGGCUGCCUCUCCUCCGUUCAUGCCGACACCCUGCUGUCAGCUCCACUCAAUGUGACCAUCACAGACAUUGAGGUAAACUCCGCCAUGGUCACGUGGGAGAUCUCGGAGGGGGACCCUGUCAUUGGAUUCGCCAUCACCCAACAGAAGAAGGAUGGACGCAUGCUGAGGUUCAUCCAGGAAGUCAACACCACCACGCGCUCCUGUGCUCUGUGGGAUCUGGAUGAGGACACGGAGUACAUCGUCCAUGUUCAGAGCAUCAGCAUGGGAGGCAGCAGCCCCCCUAGUGAGCCCGUCCUCUUCAGAACGCCCAAAGAGUCGGAGAAGCAGGCGUCCAAAAGCCCAGAUGAGGUGACAAUGGAGGAGGUUGGUCAGGAUGCUCAGCUGAGGGCUGGAGAACUCAUCAUCAUUGUUGUGGUGCUCAUCAUGUGGGCAGGGGUGAUAGUCCUGUUUUGUCGCCAGUACGACAUCAUCAAAGACAACGAGCCCAACAACAACAAGGACAAAGCCAAGAACUCCUCAGAGUGCAGUACUCCAGAGCACCCACGGGGGGGAAUACUGCGCAGCAACGUCUGAGACCAGCAGAGCCUCGUGCAAUAACCGACUCCUCCAACCUCAGGACAGACCCUGAGACCAACAGAAAGCCAUCGUACUGAAGCACCGACAAACCAUUACAGAAACCCUUCCUUUACAUAAUGAAGAACUCUUCCGAAACAACGGACACACAUGUGAACAGUCAGAGAUGAAACAGAAGAGGGCAAACCUACAUUUACAUUUGUUGUGAGUGACCAAAACUGGACUGCAGCCUAUACUCUGGUCGAUAUAAACACAUACAAGUGACUGUCAAAGCAUGGAGGGGAUGUAUUCUCCUCUGAACAAGAACUGCUUGAUUCAGACGUUCUGGGUACUUUUCAUCAGUGGCAUCGAAUCCCAGAAGUGGAUCAUCAAACAUGGAAGUCUGGUUGUUGUUUGUUUGGCUUCAAAGGUCAGACAUGGCAGAACAGUGUGUCACCUGGGAACACCUGAAUCAGAUGGUUGAGGUAAAAGUCAGCACACAACUAAACAACAUCAAGACUUUUUCUAUCCUUCUAUCUACAUUCCUUCCUUCCUGUCUUAACAGCCCUUUGUGUAGCAGCCCAUCUAUCUCCCUGUCUUUCUUUGAUUGUCUCUAAUAAGCACAGUGAUGUUUGGUGCUCCUGCUAAUGUGAUUGUUUGAGCCCUCACAAUCCCAGUUUAAUGCGGUAUAAUUAUGUUAUUUGGUCAGAAAUAUUGCACGUUGAGUCUUGUCUCCUGCCUUGUGCCAUCAGUUAAAUGAUGCAUCUUACUUUCUGAUAGGUAACCUUAACGCCUUGUCACUUUGUUUUUUCAAAUCUCACCAUACUGUCCUUAUAUGAGUUGGAUGACACUGUCUGAAUACAUCCAUCAUUCAGAUAAAGUUCAAGGCUUGACCAGGCAAUCUUUCAUCACAGUCUCACUUCAAAUACAAAUUGUAAGUUAACCUCAGUGUCAAUCUUUGAGCUUUCCUUGUUGUUCAUCACUGCAUUGUCAGCACCAUAUGUAGGAUGUGCAAGGAUUUGAGACAUCAUUUAUAAUGAAAUAUACACAACGUUUGGCUGAGUUUUUAUUGUGGUUGGCCUGAAACCAGCAUGGAAACCAGACUGUAGGAGAAUACUGAUAAACUGUUUUAUUAUGUAAACCAUUUUCUCUGAGACCCCUUCUGAAUCUUGAAUUAACAUGCAAUGCUGUGAAGAGAUAGAGGGAAACACAUUCAAUUGGCCGUCCAAUCAAAACUGUCAUGAAUGUGUAGUCAACAAGCUAAUAGAUCAAAUCUUAUAUUUCUACCAAUUCACAUCCAAUGUUGAUAUCCCAUAUUUUCCUUCUUGUCAACAUUUUAUGAAAAGACCAAUGAAUUUAUGCCACAGAACAACUUCUUAGCCAAAGCCCAACACAUCUUAUUUCCGUGUGUCAUAAUGCUCCAUUGUUGUUUAAAGACCUUGACUAACAUAGCAAUGAGCAAUGAUCAUAUUGUUGCACAUUCCUUCAUCAAUCACGGUUUAUUUUCAGUCAAUCUCACGACAUCCUGAUGCUGUAGAAACCAACCGAUUCGCGAAAUGUGUAUCAAUCUGCAGCUGGAAAUAGUCACUAUUUACUCAGUUUAGCUCACAUUUGCUUUAAAAAACGUAAGUGCCCAGCUAUUAAAGGAAGUUACAGAGCUUUAUUUAA
Messenger RNA from Trematomus bernacchii (emerald rockcod), 2612 nucleotides. RefSeq names its product fibronectin type III domain containing 5b (gene fndc5b). Lineage: Eukaryota; Metazoa; Chordata; Actinopteri; Perciformes; Nototheniidae. Gene Ontology annotation, molecular function: protein binding. The transcript is spliced from 6 exons. Bases 345 to 965 code for a protein of 206 amino acids. The record is from RefSeq and is a predicted model, not a curated record.